AUGAUCUCUCAGUUCUUCGUGCUUUCACAGAGAGGCGAUAACAUCGUCUUUCGAGACUAUCGUGGAGAUGUACAGAAAGGAAGUGCGGAAAUAUUUUUCCGCAAAGUGAAGUUCUGGAAAGAAGAUGGCAAAGAGGAAGCACCUCCUGUAUUUAAUCUAGAUGGUGUAAACUACUUUCAUGUGAAGGUGGUUGGCCUGCUUUUUGUUGCAACCACAAGGGUCAGCUUGUCCCCUUCCUUAGCUUUGGAGCUUCUGCAGAGAAUUGCACGUGUCAUCAAAGAUUACCUUGGUGUUCUUAGUGAGGAGUCUUUGCGGAAAAAUUUUGUUCUUGUGUACGAACUGCUUGAUGAAGUUAUAGAUUUUGGAUACGUUCAAACAACAUCUACUGAAGUAUUGAAGUCUUAUGUGUUCAAUGAACCGAUUGUGGUUGACGCUGCACGCAUGCCGCCCCUUGGUCCUGCAGCCCUAUUUAUGCAAGGAAACAAAAGAAUGCCAGGGACAGCUGUUACAAAAUCCGUUGUUGCAAAUGAACCUGGGGGUAGGAAAAGGGAGGAAAUCUUUGUUGAUAUAAUAGAGAAAAUAAGCGUCACUUUUAGCUCAAGUGGGUAUGUAUUGACUUCUGAAAUUGAUGGCACCAUCCAAAUGAAGAGUUAUCUAACUGGAAACCCAGAGAUCAGAUUAGCUCUUAAUGAUGAUCUGUACAUUGGAAAGAGUGGCAUAUCAAAUUACGGCUAUAGUGGUUCAUCUGGGACAGGACCAGUUAUUUUGGACGAUUGUAAUUUUCACGAAUCUGUACAUAUGGAUAGUUUUGAUGUUGACAGAACACUGAGUCUGGUACCACCAGAUGGGGAAUUUCCUGUCAUGAAUUAUCGUAUUACCCAGGAAUUCAAACCCCCGUUUUUCGUCAAUACCUUAAUUGAAGAGGCAGGGACACUGAAGGCUGAAGUGAUUCUGAAAAUCCGUGCUGAGUUUCCUUCAAGUAUUACAGCUAACACAAUCUUAGUAGAAAUGCCAUUGCCUGCGUGUACAACCAGGGUCAAUUUUGACUUGGAACGUGGAAUAGUUGGGCAGAGUGCUGAUUUCAAAGAAUCACAAAGAAAACUUGAAUGGAGUGUGAAGAAGAUUGUGGGGGGUUCUGAACACACACUACGUGCAAAAUUGAAUUUUUCACAAGAGUUGCAUGGAAAUAUUACAAAGGAAGCUGGGCCAGUGAGCAUGACCUUCACAAUUCCUAUGUAUAAUCCUUCAAGGCUGCAGGUAAGGCUGUUAAGAUUAUGA
Molecule: messenger RNA, 1278 nt
Organism: Striga hermonthica
Lineage: Eukaryota; Viridiplantae; Streptophyta; Magnoliopsida; Lamiales; Orobanchaceae
Source: the annotation of a GenBank genome assembly